ACUUCUGGCAAGCACAUGAACGCGUUUAAUGGGUGCCUAGAGCCAGGGGAUGCGACUGAUAUAUGAGUAAGCCCUCAGGCACGCACGUCUGCCACCGGAGCUUUCUUGCGGCAGCCAGCGGAUCCAAAUCUUCGUGCUUAGCUAAGACGCGGACGAACCCUCGUCCGACCCUCUUGGAUUCCCUCUGAUUCCACCAUCCUCACCGCAGAGCCUGCUGUCUGCGAUUCCAGCAAUCGAGUAUUUCCCACGCAUCUACCAUCCUGAGCAGACGCGCAGGAAUCAUCUUUCGCCUGUGAUCGUGAACUUAUAGGGUUGCGGACGCAGCCAGGGCGCCCCGGAUCAGCCGGACGAAACUUGCAGGACCACAGCACAGAACCCACCCACCAUCGAGAUGCCCAAGGAAGAGUCGCUGCCGACGCGGAAGAAGAUGCGGAAGGGCACGCACAGUUGCUUCGAAUGUCGCCGCCGCAAGAUCCGCUGCAUCUUCCAGUCCGACAAUCCCGAUGUGUGUUCCGAGUGCUUUGCUCGAGGCAGCAGGUGCGUCGACCAGGAGAAUGCCAAUCCAGAGGUCAUUGUCGACCACAGGAAGAACCUGCGUGAACGCGUGUCGCGUCUUGAAGCGCUAGUUGAUUCGCUGCUCGAGGACAAGACAGUCAAGUCCGAGAGCCCCAGCCAGAGCCAGGCGGAGACGACGUCGCCAAGGAAUGUAUACACCAAAGACCCCUUCCCGCCCACACCGCUGUCGUCGGAAGCCUCGUCGAAUAUCCUAAGGGAAAGCCAGCGAGUGCCGUCUGUCAGUGCACGCCACCACAUUCCCAUUCUGUCCGUCCUUGAGGAUGCACUCAACGACGCCGAGGAGAAGAUCAAGGCCCGCAUGGGCCCGCAGCACAAGAGGUUCCCGGCCUCAGAGAGCGGGACUGACGACCGGUACACGGUCGUCAACAAGCACCCCGACGACCUGACCAGCGCCGAGGUGCCCGCGCUGUCGGCGAAGCGGGAACGAGUCAAGCAGGGCCUCCUCGCCAUGCUGCCGUCGUAUGACCAGCUCACCAAGAUCCUAAACAGCAACAGCGAGUGGUGGCUGACGUGGAGGCGCAAGUGCAGCGGUACGUCUAGCCCGGAGCAGUCGCUUGCGCAGUUUGCCACGGAGGCCAUUACCUCCAGCAAUAUCGGCGCCAUCGGCACGGUGCUGCUUGCGGUUGGUAUUUGUUCGUCGGCUGAGGAUGACGACGUCGAGCGGUACAUCGAGGCCGUCGACAGAUGGGUGCUGUCAGACGAUGAGUUUGCUGCCACCCUCGAGGGUAUGGAGUGUCUGCUGUUGAAGUCGAAGUGGUUCGCCGACAUUGGCCAGCCACGUCGGGCUUGGAUAUGCCACCGCAAGGGGUUGAUGUAUGCCCAGCUCAUGGGUCUCCACCGCAAGCGUACUUCCUCAGUCGCUCACGAGAGUAUCUGGUGGGGCAUGUACCACGGCGACCGCUUUCUGUCGCUGCUCCUGGGCCUCCCCUACGGCAUCAGCGACCUGCACUGCGACCUGACCGUCCCGGACUUCGGCGGCGAAUAUAUGCACCCACUCGUCUUCGUAACCCACGUGUCCAAGCUCGCCGGCCGCGUCAUCGACCGCAACCAGGGCGUGGCCGAGCAGUCCUUCGCCUGGGCCCUGCAACUCGACCAGGAGCUCGAAGACCUGUGGAAGAAGCUCGACCCCACCUGGCUCGACUUCUCCGAGCUCCUCGCGUCGCCCGAGUCCAACGCCGCUGAGCUGCGCGAGCGCAUCAUGGCCCAGAUGAUGUACCACCAGAUCCGCGUCUACCUGCACCUCCCCUUCAUGCUCAAGUCCACCACCAACUCGCGCUUCACCUACUCCCGCACCGCCUGCCUCGCCGGCUCGCGCGAGGUCCUGCGCCUGUACCAGGCGCUGCGCACCGGCGCCGUGCAGCCGCUGUACGAAUGCAAAGCCGUGGACUUCAUCGGCUUCACCAGCGCGACGUUGAUCCAAAUCGGCCUCUUCAACUUCACGCCCGCGAGCGGCGCCUCCGCCGCCAAGCUGCAGGAAAUCGAAGCCGACGUAAGGUUAAUCGAGAUAAGCAUCGACAUCUUCCGCCGCGCGUCGAGCGAAAAAGGCGGCAAAGUAGCCCUCCAGUCCGCCCAGGUGCUCGAGAAAAUGCAGGCCAAGUUCCGCGCGGGCGCGCACGCACAGGCCGGACCCUGCUGCGACCCGGCCGCCGACGACGACAUGGUGAUCCCGUACUUCGGCACCAUCUCGAUCCGGCGCGGGGGCCAGGCGGUGUCGCCGCCCGCACCACCCGGGCGGUCGCCAGGCGCCCCCGGGUUCUCGCCGGGCCCGUCGGUCAGGAGCGCGAGUUCCGGGGCGGGCGUGCCGCUGUACACGCCGACGAGCGAGAAGAGCGGGUUCGCCGGGUCGGUGUUCUCGCACCCUGCUGCUCUCUCGCUGACGCCCAAGUCGAGUGUGAGUGCGGCCGGGAGCGGGUUCGCGCUCGACCCGAGUCCGUUUGUGGCGUACGACGGGUUCUACAACUUCUCGACGCUGGACGACGGGCAGACACCCUCUGGUAGCACCGCCGGAGGGAAUGUAGGCGGUCGUGUAGGUGCGGCCAACGCGCCCGGCAACGGCGGCGGCCUCGCGGUCAAAGACGACUCGAUGUCCGCCUUCCCGCUGCCCACCAACAACUUCUCCUGGCAGAACAUGCCCAUGGACAUCGACCAGGACUGGAGCUGGUUUCUGAACGACAGCCAGACGCAGGGCGUGGGUGUCGGUGUUGGCGCGGGUGCUGGGGGCGCGUUCCAGGGCGCGCAGUUGGAUGCGUUUGGGAACGGGUUUAGUGGGUUUGGGUAGGCUUUUGCAGUGAAGAAGAGAGCGGGGGUGGAAGGGGGGAUGGGGAGAUGGGUGUAUGAUAGGUAUGACAUGGGGGCGCGUGUUUCUGUUCGAUAUCCGGCGGUCACUCCACUUUCGCU
Boeremia exigua is the source of this 2973-nucleotide messenger RNA. RefSeq lists its product as uncharacterized. Lineage: Eukaryota; Fungi; Ascomycota; Dothideomycetes; Pleosporales; Didymellaceae. Gene Ontology annotation, biological process: DNA-templated transcription; regulation of DNA-templated transcription. Gene Ontology annotation, molecular function: zinc ion binding; DNA-binding transcription factor activity, RNA polymerase II-specific; DNA binding. The record is from RefSeq and is a predicted model, not a curated record. The transcript has 4 exons. Bases 392 to 2854 code for a protein of 820 amino acids.